Fragaria vesca subsp. vesca is the source of this 1631-nucleotide messenger RNA. Its product is annotated as omega-hydroxypalmitate O-feruloyl transferase-like. The record is from RefSeq and is a predicted model, not a curated record. Bases 93 to 1631 code for a protein of 512 amino acids. The transcript is spliced from 3 exons. Gene Ontology annotation, molecular function: acyltransferase activity, transferring groups other than amino-acyl groups. NCBI's taxonomy places the organism in Eukaryota, Viridiplantae, Streptophyta, Magnoliopsida, Rosales, Rosaceae.
ACACUUGUAUUAACAGAAACAGUUUGAUUAUAUUACUUACUACUAGCUAGCUUGUUCUCAUCCUGCAGUAUCUACGUACGUACUGAUCAGAUAUGGCCAGUAGUGAAUUAGGUGAUCAUGAUCAUGAUCACGACUUAAUCAUCAGGAGAGUUUCAAUCACAGAAACCUUACUGGUUUCUUCUGCACUUGAUUCGCUGCAGCCUCCGAAAGUUGUCAACCUCUCAAACCUGGACCGCCAGUGUCCACUUCUUAUGUACUUGGUUUUCUUUUACAAAUAUCCCACCACCUCCUCUGCUGAUCAUAGUCCACUUUGGUCCCUUGAUUCUGUUUUCGAAAGCUUGAAGUCAGGCUUGGAAAAGACUCUAUCCAUCUGGUACCCGGCGGCAGGUAGAUUGAUCAUGACCAGCCCCACCGACGACGACGUCAACCUUAACUCCAAUCUUGGUGGUCUUAACUUGUUGUGCAACAACAGAGGUACUGUUCUUGCCAAGGCAGCCACUGCGGUUCAGAUAUCCGAGCUUGGAGACCUCUCUCAAUACAAUGAUUUCUUCGAAAACUUGGUUUACAAGCCUCCUCUCCCUGUGUUUGAUGAUCAAGAAGGAGAUCAUUUCUCUCAGAUGCCGCUAGUUGCUGCUCAGGUGACCAAGUUUGGAUGCGGAGGGUGCUCAAUUGGCAUUGGCAUCAGCCAUUCGUUGUUUGAUGGACCAGCUGCAUAUGAGUUUAUGUGUGCAUGGGCUUCUAAUUCUGAUAUCAAGCAAAUUCAAAACGAAUUAGACGUCAUAAUAAUGGAUGAUGAGCUGCAGCCUACACCAGUAGUAGCACUGGUGCACGACAGAGACACCCUGUUGAAGAUGGUUGACAACUAUCCAUGUCAUGAUGAUGAUGAUGACGAUGAAGGCCGUAGGGCUGCUGCCAUAGAUCAUUUGUAUCAACUAAUAAUGCAAUCAGCAGCAACAGUUGCAUCCACUGAUCUCCUGAUGAUCAAGAGCAGCAAUGAUGAUAGUAGUUAUGUUCACAAGACCUUUCAUUUGAGCAGUGCAUUCCUCAAAUGUUUGAAGAAGCAGGUGGUUGGUGACAACUUUUCAUGUUCCUCUUUUGAACUUGUAGCAGCUCACCUCUGGAAGGCGAAGACUUUGGCUUUAGGAUUGAGCACGGAAACAAUGGUGUGCUUGCAGUUUUCUGUAGACGCGAGGAACAAGGUGGAGCCCCCACUUCCUCGAGGUUUCACCGGCAACGCUUAUGUCCUGGCAUCUGUUGCGCUGACCGCCUCACAAGUUGACCAAUCCGACCACAAAGCCAUUGUCGACAAGAUAAGGGAGGCCAAGAAGUCUGUGACAAACAAGUACGUCAAGUCGUACAUGGAGGGAGUUGCAGCUGGUGGCUCCCAGCAGACAUCUCUUCCUCCCCUCAAGGAGCUCACCUUAGUGUCUGAUUGGACCAGAAUGCCCUUCCACAAGGUUGGCUUCUUACGAGAAGAAGCCGAUUACACUUCUCCGUUGGUCGCUCCAGUGCCGGAGGUUAUUUAUUUCAUGCAGAAUCCAAAGGAUGACAAGGGCAUUGACAUGAGAAUUGGGUUGCUUCCACAGUACCUCGAUGCCUUCACUCGCUAUUUCUUCACCAAUACCAAUUGA